AUGUCAUAUGGAACAGAUCUGCGAAAUCUCUCAAUCCUUGCGUCAGCUGGAAAAGCUGCUAGUGCUGGAGAGAUACCUCAGAAAGCACACUACUCCCCACCAUGGGCCGACAUGAGCAUUAUUGGAAUAGCUGGAUCUUCCGGUUCGGGCAAAACAAGUUUGGCCGUGGAAAUCGUGCAAUCUCUGAAUCUCCCUUGGGUCAUCAUCUUGUCUAUCGAUUCAUUCUACAAGUCGUUAACUCCGGGACAAAAUGCGAUGGCGCAUCGCAAUGAGUACGACCUGGACUCGCCUGAAUCCAUCGAUUUUGAUCUCCUCGUGGAGAAACUGAUAGACCUGAAACAAGGGAAAAGAACAGACAUACCAAUCUACUCGUUUCAACAACAUCAGAGGUUAGACAAGACCGUUUCGAUAUAUUCACCGCACGUUGUGCUUCUCGAGGGCAUCCUAGCUUUACACGAUCCCCGCGUACUCGACUUAUUGGACAUGAAGAUCUUCGUCGAAGCCGACCCAGAUGUGUGUCUGUCGAGGCGGAUCGUCCGUGAUGUCAGAGAGCGCGGUCGAACCAUUGAAGGGGUCAUCAAGCAGUGGUUUAGAUACGUCAAGCCCGUCUUCCAGAAAUACGUCGAUCCACAAAGAGAGAUUGCCGACGUCAUAGUACCCCGAGGUAUGCAGAACAAAAUGGCCAUUCAGAUGAUUGUCAACCAGACCAGACAGAUCUUGAAGGAGAAGUCCAUCAGGCAUAACGCAGAGUUAGAGAAACUGGGCCAGCACAGUGAAGAUUACACCUUCUCCGAAAACGUCAUGGUCCUCGGCGAAACACCACAAGUCGUCGGAGUAUCAACAAUUCUGCGAAACCCAAUAACUGACCAGGUCGAUUUCGUCUUCUACUUUGACAGGCUGACAGCGCUCUUGAUCGAGAAAGCUCUCGAUUGCCACCACUAUGUCGCGAUGAACAUAAUAACUGCAACAGGCUGUAAAUAUUCUGGACUCAAAUCGGCUGGCAUAGUCUCUGCUGUGGUCAUUCUUCGAGGCGGAAGCUGUAUGGAGACCGGCCUCAAGCGAACGAUUCCAGAUUGUCUCACGGGCCGACUACUUAUCCAAUCCAACAUGCGCACCGGUGAACCAGAACUGCACUACCUCAAGCUCUUUCCUGAUCUUGCUGAGCAUGAAACAAUUAUGCUUCUUGAUCCGCAGAUGUCCAGCGGUGGAGCUGCUCUGAUGGCUGUCAAGGUUUUGGUUGAUCACGGCGCAGCCGAGGAAAAGAUCGUUUUCGUCACAUGCCUGGCUGGGCGACGGGGUCUGAAAAGGUUGAUGACGGUUUUCCCCAAGAUCAAGGUGGUGGUUGCCAGAAUUGUCGAGGACAAUGAGAAGAGGUGGAUGGAAGAGAGAUAUUUUGGCUGUUAG
Cladophialophora psammophila CBS 110553 is the source of this 1404-nucleotide messenger RNA. RefSeq names its product uridine kinase. Lineage: Eukaryota; Fungi; Ascomycota; Eurotiomycetes; Chaetothyriales; Herpotrichiellaceae. The coding region runs from base 1 to 1404 and encodes 467 amino acids. Gene Ontology annotation, molecular function: ATP binding; kinase activity. Gene Ontology annotation, cellular component: cytoplasm. The transcript has a single exon. The record is from RefSeq and is a predicted model, not a curated record.